CGAGGGCACUUCCCACAAUCACUCGGAAUGUGGAAACUUGCCAAACUGCAUAACUCCCCGCCUCUCUCCGCCUGAGGUAGUCAUGACAGGUAAACAGGGGCGGACACGUGAAUGUAUAUAGGUGUAUAAAUCCACGGAUGAUCUGCAGUGAGACAAGGAACAGACAUCACCACACACACACACACACAAUGUCUUCAGCAGGACCCUACAGAGAGCUGCAGGACGGCUCCGUGUGCUCGCUAUGUGAAUGUUACUUUGAGGACCCGGUGACCACCGAGUGCGGGCACAGUUACUGUAGAACGUGCCUGGUGGCCAACGCCGGGGGAAAAGAAAACGCAGGGGGUCAGCUGAUGUGCCCGACGUGCGGACGGGUGAUGGGAUGGAGGGCGGUCACCACCGACGUGCGCCUCGGGGUCACAACCCGGAUCGCCAAGAGGCUCAAUUUCCCGCCAAUACCACCCAGGAGAAAAAAAUCGCAAGAGCAGGAAAUCUAGAGACCUGCUGAGAAGAAGACACCGCACUGGCGAAUGGUAGAAUACUGUCUUGCUCUGACUUCCGGUCUGAUAGGACAGCCUGCAGAACAUCGCAUCUUUGCUGCUCACAAUGGGCGGCAGAAUAGAAAUUCCAUCAUCACUUAUUUAUAUCUAUGUAUUUAUGUUGAAUGUUAUAUUAUUGGAUGUUUUUUUUGUAAUA
Messenger RNA from Hyla sarda, 693 nucleotides. Its product is annotated as E3 ubiquitin-protein ligase TRIM11-like. Bases 138 to 494 code for a protein of 118 amino acids. NCBI's taxonomy places the organism in Eukaryota, Metazoa, Chordata, Amphibia, Anura, Hylidae. The record is from RefSeq and is a predicted model, not a curated record. The transcript is spliced from 2 exons.